CCCCACGUGGUGAGCGAAGAGUCCCAAACUUGCGAGCAGCAAAAGGAGGCAUAUCCCCAUCUUCCACCGACCCAAGCCCAGCCAUUGACAUUCUUGCCCGGCCGCCGUCGGAUCAACCGCUCGCCCUCCCCCGCCCCUUGCUCUCCUCCGAGGGGAUCCCGCCGCCGAUGGGGUUCUUCCGCCGGAUCGCCGGCAUCUUCGGCGGCUCCAGGGACGACGCCGACCAUCCCGACGCCGCCGGCGGCUACAGCGGCGGCGGCGACGUCCCGCACGAAAAGGUGGCCGCUGCGGCGGCGGCGGCCGCCGCCGCCGGCCACGCCACGAGGCGCGGUUUCAGCGUCCAGGUGCCCGUCCCCGUCGACCGGCCGGCGCCCGGGCCCGUGCUCGUGCCCUGCCAUCCGGGGGACGGCGGCGUCCAGGGUUUUCGGUGGUACACAAGGAGGCUGAGGAUCGACGAAGACGGUGACGUCGCCGACGAGUUCUUGGACGAGGUUCUCCCGGAAAACUUUGCCAAUAGCGACGUAGCUCCGGUCGGAAGGUUUCAAGUGAAAUACAAUACGAGACCAACCGCUCUAGCAAUGAGAAAGCAGACGGUCGCUGUCGAUGGCGACAUCCGCCAUAGCCUGGAGCACCAAGGGAAGCUCCAGUGGGUGUGAGGGGUGCAACGUGAGACUGAGUUCUAGCGCCGAAUCAAGAACGGCCGUCCGUGCCCUGCUGGCCCUAGUAGCAGAGUCUGACCUCCGCCCCUUGCUGUAUGGAGCCUCGGAGGAGUGGGUCUAGGGUUCAGGGCUAUUGCAUUGCACCGUUCUCGGUUCAGCGUGUCGGGAUCUUGGCCGGUUAUUGUUGACCAGAUCCCUUUGUACCAGUAGUAGUAGUUGUACAUUGUUGGGGAGUGACGGAGGGAAAAGAGCUGCUGGAACUGUUGAAUGGGGAAUGUUAUUAUGUACUUGCAAAUAGAGGCAGCUCUGGUUGUUUGAACCGACAGAAUGAUGAUUUCUGUGUUGGAUUCCUUGUGUUC
This is a messenger RNA of Lolium perenne, 1018 nucleotides long. RefSeq lists its product as uncharacterized. Lineage: Eukaryota; Viridiplantae; Streptophyta; Magnoliopsida; Poales; Poaceae. The record is from RefSeq and is a predicted model, not a curated record.